This is a messenger RNA of Mytilinidion resinicola, 813 nucleotides long. RefSeq lists its product as uncharacterized. The transcript has a single exon. The record is from RefSeq and is a predicted model, not a curated record. Lineage: Eukaryota; Fungi; Ascomycota; Dothideomycetes; Mytilinidiales; Mytilinidiaceae. Bases 1 to 813 code for a protein of 270 amino acids.
AUGCGCUGGCUGAUCUCGUGGGUUGGCGGGCCCGCGGGCUACGUCAACCCGUCGCGGGAGGCCGCCAUCGCAAGCGACAAGUCCGUCGUCGGGCUCAUGUCGCUGCCCGUCGGCCAGCGCCAGAAGGGGCUGCACUACCACUCCGUGACUGAGAUCUACGUCAUCUUGAAGGGCGAGCUGGAGGGGUACGACCACACUGGCCACCCGCACCGCGCGGGCCCGCUGGACUGCAUGUACAUACCGAAGGGCGUGCCGCAUGGCGUGCGGAACUGUGGGGCCGAGGACUGCGAGCUGGUGUGGGUGCAUGAUGGGAUUGAGAAGAUUGGGACGAGUAAGUACUUUAUGGAUGGGGUGGUUCCUGCGGAUUAUCCGCCGCAGCCGGAUAUUACCAUUGUGCGGUUUGCGGAUCUCGAGCCGAGUUAUUCGCCGUUUAAGGCGAAGGAGGUCGAGUGGAUGCGGUGGGUGGUGUCGUGGGUUGCGGGGAAGAAGGAGGAUGGGUAUGAGAAUUAUAAUCCAGGCGUCGCGGCGGCGAGCGAGAAGUGUGGGAUUGGGAUGACGGUGAUACAGCCAGGGCAGAAGAGCGUGCCGUAUACUCAAAAAGAUGCGGAGACAUUGGUUGUGAUGCGAGGGAAGGCGUUGAUCAAUUUUGCCGAGGAGAGCAAGGGGAAGUGGAGAGAGGAGUUGGGGAGGUUGGAUGGGGCGUAUGUGCCGGGCUGUGCGGUGAGGGGGGUUAGGAAUCAUGGGGAUGAGCCGUUGUUUUUGAUGUGUGUGCAAGAGAGGCCGCAGAGAGUGGGGAAUGUGGUGUAUCACUGA